UGUUUUUCUUUUUUUCAAAUAUAUAUAUACGUUAAUGCUAGACCAGAAUGGUCUGUGUGUUAUUCUAUUCCAUUCUACUGAAUAAACAAACGCAAUUUGUGUGUCUUGUUUGAAAAUUCAGUUGAAGUAGAUAGGGUGGCUGAUGCAAUUUGGCGGUAAAUUCAGUUAAAAAAAUCAUGUUGUUCUCGAACCUGGGAUGCUUACGACAUUUAGAGAAUGAGAUGGUUCACUCAAGAACUGGGAUUAUUGUGAACCAGCAUGGCAUAUAUUUGCAAGAGUUAUUAUUGUGCAAAUUCAAGGAGGAAUUGAAUCUAGAGGUGUUUUGGGAUUGAACAGGUGAGGUUAUUGAUAUAAGGGCAAAACACAAUGACAGUUGAGAGGAGGUUUGUUUUGGUGGGGAUUAGAAUCGAUAACCAUAGCAGACAGCUCCUUAACUGGGCUCUUGUCAAGGUUGCUGAACCUGGGGAUUGUGUUAUUGCAGUCCAUGUAGUUAAAAGUUCAGAUUAUGUUUCUAAAAACAAGACCCUGAUAGAUGGCUACUUAGAGGUUUAUGAAGGCCUGUGUAGUGUGCAGAAGGUAGGUCUCACUGGUCAAAUCUUCACAGGAAACUCCAUUCAAAACAUUCUUGUCAGAGAAGCAAAAAAACAUGCUGCUCUGGCUCUAGUGGUAGGGGGUCGAUCUUCCACAGCUAAAUAUUGCGCCAAACGACUUCCACCUACCACCAAUGUUCUAGCCAUCCAAGAUUCAAGAAUUGUCUUCAGGAGGUGCACCAAUAAACAACUACCAGGUGGUCUUAUACUGGAUCCAAGACCAAGUUUCUCAAGCAUACAAAACCUGAGUGACAAAAUAAUCCAGUCUGAAUUUGAUGACUCCCUGGUGGAGAGUGAGAAAUCAACACCCCAAGAUACCAGAGAAUUGAAGGAAGAAACAUUUAACGGAUCAGAAAGGUGCAAAACAAGGUCAAUAACUAUGUUUGCUGGUGAUCCUGCUGAGCAGAAGCUUGGGUGGCCUCUACUCCGCAGAGCUAAUUCAGGAAUCUCACAAACCCGUCAUGCAAGGGACAUGUCUGUAGUACAAUGGGUAAUGAACUUACCAGAUCGUUCACCACAUAAAAGUCCUCACUCUUCUUCUUCCAUUGAGGAAAAUCCAUUCAAAAGGGGCAUCAGCGAUAUUGAGGAUGAGAGCUCUAAAAAUUCUUCACCUCCAUCCGUUGAACUACCAAAGGGCCUAGAGGGGAUGUUAAAUGUAAAUUCACUCAAUUGCAGGUGGUUCAGCCUUGAGGUUCUGAAGUCUUGCACCAGCCAAUUCUCUUCAGAAAAGUUGAUUGGGAAAGGAGGGAGCAAUCGUGUAUACAAAGGAGUUCUCCAUGAUGGAAAACCAAUCGCAGUUAAAGUUAUGCAGUCAACAAAACAAGCCUGGAAAGAUUUUUCCCUUGAGGUGGAAAUAAUAUCCUCAUUGAAGCACAAAAGUAUCGCCCCUCUACUUGGGAUUUGCAUUGAGGACAAUGCUUUAAUCUCUGUUUAUGAUUAUUUCCCCAAAGGCAGCUUAGAGGAAAAUCUACAUGGAAAGAACAAGGAUGGAUCUAUCUUGACAUGGGAAAUGAGAUUUAAUGUAGCUGUUGGGAUCGCAGAAGCCCUUGAUUACCUACACAGGGAAGCUUUGAAGCCUGUUAUACAUAGAGAUGUCAAGUCUUCAAACAUUCUUCUUUCCCAAGGGUUUGAACCACAACUAUCUGAUUUCGGACUUGCAAUAUGGGGACCAACAACUUCAUCCUUUUUGACUCAAGAAGAUGUAGUAGGAACAUUUGGUUAUCUUGCUCCUGAAUACUUCAUGUAUGGAAAGGUCAGUGACAAGAUAGACGUCUAUGCCUUUGGUGUAGUUCUACUUGAACUAAUAUCAGGAAGGGAACCAAUCAGCUCCGAACCUUUCAAAGGACAGGAAAGCUUGGUCGUGUGGGCAAAACCAAUAAUAGAAAGUGGGGAUAUUAAAGGCUUAUUAGACCCAAAUUUAGAAGGGAAGUUUGAUGAGGCCCAAAUGCAAAGAAUGGUUCUGGCAGCAUCUUUAUGCAUCACACGGGCUGCUAGGCUUCGUCCUAAACUAAACCAGGUAUUAAGGAUCCUAAAAGGAGAUGAGAAAGUUGAACAUAUCUUCAACUCCCACGGUAAUGAUCACGAUGAUUCAGAAAAUCAAGAAAACAUUGAUGAUGAAGUUUAUCCAUAUUCAAGUGCAGAGUUACACCUGAGUCUUGCAUUACUUGGUGUUGACGAUGACCGUGCAUCAUGUUGUAGCACAGAUCACAGCAAUAGUGAACACCUGAAAGAACAAUGGAGCAGGUCGUCAAGUUUUGAUUAGUUUCUUUGAAUUAUAAUGCCUCUAUAGUCUAUAUCAUUAGUUACAUUGAGGAAAAAAAAAGAAAAAAAGAGUUGCACCCUUUAAUGAGGUGGUUUGUUGAUUUAGAAAGGCAAAAUUUUCUUUUUAAUUUAUCCUACCAAUAAUGUCCUAAUUACGGAAUUGCAUUUAUUAUAAUGCAUGCAU
Molecule: messenger RNA, 2535 nt
Organism: Gastrolobium bilobum
Lineage: Eukaryota; Viridiplantae; Streptophyta; Magnoliopsida; Fabales; Fabaceae
Product: protein kinase STUNTED
Exons: 11
Coding region: 367-2352 (661 amino acids)
Biological process (GO): protein phosphorylation
Molecular function (GO): protein kinase activity; ATP binding
Source: RefSeq, a predicted model, not a curated record